AUGACGCGCGUCGUGGCCAUCGCGGCAGCCGCAGCACUGAUACUCGGCCUGGUAUCUAGCGUCAUGGGCUUUGCUGCCUCGCCGGGGCCUUUUCUCCCGCGCAUCGACGUUACUCUCCCGCCGCCACCGCCACAGGCCGUCGCCUGGCAGGUGCGGGCUGCGCUCGUGAGCCGCACUGUCGCGGGCUCGUCGCCGCCGCAGGCCCUGGGCCAGCUCUUCCGCACCACCCUCACCGGCGACCUUGACUCGUGGCCGUAUGCACCCGAAGAUCCCACCCAUCUACAGGAGCUCUCGAUCUGGGUCAAUGCCACCUCUGGCAUGCUCGAGAUCUGGACUCUCGCCCUUUUGCCUCACGUCAUUGUCUACUUUGAUCUCGACUCGAACAAGUCGACCGGCUUUGCCUACCACGGCAUGCCCAUCGGCGCCGACUUUCGCCUCGACAUCACCGACGCCGGCGCCACAGCCUCGCUCUUCAACCCGGACUAUCUGAGAUCAACAGGGACGCCGACCUCAGCCGCCGCCUUUCCGCCCACCGGCGACAGCCUGUUUCCCGUCGCCGUCUCCGAGCUCGCGCCGGGCGUUGUGGCGCUCCACACUGAACUCCCGCUCGCCCUCCUCUAUGGCUACAUCCCGCCCGCCUCGCCGCGCGCUGCCCUCCCGCUCGCUCUCUACGCGGCAGCUCCGGCCUUUGACCUUGUCGCCACUCUGACCUUUGACACCCUCCCCACCCCGGGCUACGACGUCUCGUCGCCGAUGUACAUCUCGUUCGGGCCGGGCAGGACUGCCCGCCUGCCUGCCUCGCCGCCACCGCCGUCCCCGCUGCAACUCGGCGUCCCCGAGCUGCAGCUUGUCAACGAUGCCAGCUACGCCCUCGUUCUGCUGUGGGAGGACGCCGGUGGCAACCUCGCCCUUUACGACCCGCUCGCCGAGCCGCUGGUGGUUACCCUGCCCCGAGCUCAUGUCCGGACAGAAGUCACGCCCCUCCCGCCGGUCAUCCCCGCAGGAGCCUCGCUCAUCGUCCUUCGCUCAGACGCCAACUACGUUCUCUCGCCGCACGACCGCAGCCCGGGCAGCGUCGCCGUCAUCCUCUCGUCGGCGAUGGGCGAGGCCGAUGGCGGGCGAACCAUCGAGCACCUCGACAAUGACCCAUUGCUCGCCCCCAUCACGCCGUACUACUACACCGCGUACAUUGUGACCGCGUCCGGCGACUACGUCGCCUCCAACUACGUCGCCCGCGACCGGUCCAUCGGCUCGAUCGUCCGCGGCCCCAUCCCGGGCAUAUCGCCAGACUCGGACUACCUCGUCUUCUUCUCAGCCUGGACCGAAGACAACAUUCGGACCGCGGAAAAGUACGACCUCGUCAUCUGCCACCCAGGUGGUGGCUCGGCGCUCAUCACCGCCGCCCAGGUCCGCGACAUCCGUGACGGGCCCGACAACAUCCUCGGCAACGCCGACGACACCAUUGUCAUCGGCUACAUCUCGGUCGGGGAAGAUUACGGCGAGCGCGGCGAUGGAUCCGGGAUCAACAACCCGCGCAACACCUCGCUCCGCGCCGGCCUUAACACCGGCACCGGCCCGCUCACCUACGACUACACCACCGGUGAAGCGGUGUACACCAACAAUGGCUAUCCCUCGUUCUACGUCGACAUGGUCGGCUCGUACUCGGAUGCCGGCGGCUCGUUCAUCGACUUUAUCCCCGAUGGCAAGCCCGACCAGAACACCGAGUGGGGCGGGCUGUACGUCAAUCCAGGCGAUCCGCUAUGGUUCACCUUUCUCAAGGAGGCCUCGUACGUCUCGGUCGGCACCGCCGGACUCGACUACAUCCUUGCCGAGCUCGGCAUGGACGGCCUCUUCCUCGACACGCUCGGCGUCACUGCCCCAUGGUCGUUCUGGCAGCCACCGUCCACAACGUCCGACUACUACUGGCUCCGCCACGGCGGCCUCGAUCUCAUUGCCCGCCUCGCCUACGAGUACCCGGACGCGGUGCUCAUCGGUAACCGCCCGCUCCACUUUGCCUUUCCCGAGUUUGCCGGCUCGCGCUACGACGACUUUCGUUCGUACCUCAACGGCGUCUACUGGGAGUCGUGGGCCGCCGACAUGAACUUUUGGUGGUCCGAGGCCUCGGGCCGCGUCUUCAAUGACCAACUCGUUGCUGCCCAGGACAACGCCGAUGGCCGUGGUUUUACAACCCUCGUCCUCGACUACUGGGCCGUCAUGUUUGCCGCCCGUGAGUCGGGCGAGGCCCAGGGCGCACCCUGGUACGAGACGCCGCUGGAGUACGUCGCUGCCACCGAGUCGCUCGAUUUCCCCACCCACAUUGCGCCCUCGCGCUCGCUCGCUGAAAUCGACGACGUUGUCUACAACAUCCACCAUCCCGAGGUCUACGGUGGCGCUCCGGACAUUGCCGUUGUCUCGAUCAUCCCCGUCUUUCAGCGCUCGCUUGCCGACGCCGCCUCCGAGCCCAUCCCGCACGCCACCCUCGUCAACGUCACCCUUGUCAACCGCGGCACGCCGCCGGCAUCUCCGGCCGAUCCGUUCAAGGGUACGCUCACUGUAGUCCACAACGGAGUCGAGCACUCACAGCACCAGGUCGCCUUUACCAGCGGCUACUAUCUGCCUGGUUCGCGCGUUGUGGUCCAGGUCUCCAUCCCACUCAACACCACCGGUGCUGUCAUCGGCAACCACGUGUUUGUCGACGUGGUGCUUGAUGCCUCGGCACCGGCUGAGCAUGCCACCGCCAACAACCACGAAGACGUCCUGCUCGAGUCGUUCUUUUACGUCGUUCCGUCGCACGUGUACAGGCAUGAUCCGCCGCCAGACUUUGCUGUUGCGGGCCUCGCCAUCGAUCCGCCCGAGCCGGCCACCGGGAGCCGUGGCAUCGGGCAGUCGUCGCGUGCCUUUGUCUGGUCGUCGUUUGCUCUCGCGCAGGUAGGCAACAUCGAGACGCCGUUCCUCCUUCCGGGCACACAAACAUCCGUUGCCUUCACACAUCCGCCCAUUCCGCGGGCCGGCGAGUUCUCGCUCGCCGUUACCCUUGAUGCCGUUCUCGCCGUCCCCGAGGCUGAUGAGACCAACAACGAGGCGAGCCUGGCCCAGGUUGUUGUUGUCCAGCCGCCGACCCGCCUGGCACUCCCGGUGCCGGCGCUGACCACGACGGCGUCGGCCGCGACAAGCGUCUCGCAUCUGCCGGCCGUUCUCGACUCUAACGCCGUCGACAUUGUGGUUUUUCCGCUGCAGCCUCCACCGAUCGCUCGCGCUUUUGCUGACUUCUUCUUGUUUAUCAACGCCGAUGAUGACGUGGCCACUGGGUACCUCAGCGGGUUUGACUUUCUCGUGCUCAACAGAAAGCUCUUCCGCCACGACUCGGCAGCAGGUCCCGGAUGGGGCUGGAUCAAUGUCGACAUUGCUCCCCAUGACACGUCGGUCGAGCUCACGCUCGCAUACCGCGACUCGUCUCGCCGCGCCCUGGAUCUGGUGAUCUCGACCUCGCUCCUGUUUGAUGACCAUCCGCUUGUCCUCUACGUCUACGCAACUCUCUCGCCACAUACCCUUGCCGGCGAUGGAAUUCCAGACAGUUCGCCGUCAGAUGUGACGAGCGGCGGGCGCGGACUUCCGCUGCGUCUCGGCUCGCCGUCGGCCUCGUCACUUCACAGUGGGUUUUCCGCAGCCCAUGUUGCCGCUGUCUCGUCCGAUGGCCGCGCCGCGCUGCUGGUCGACACGUCACCCACCAAGGUCUUUCUUCGGUACGACUCGGUCGCCACUGCAGGUGUCCUCCUUAACGUCAUGUCAGACCUCGCUGUAGUCCUCGCAUCCAGCGGACCAACGCCGGGUGUUGCGGUCUUUGACGGACAAAUAUGGAUCUACGCCGGGGUCAACGGAAGUGAUGCGACGACGGCAUCGCCACCAGGCAUCCGUGCCGCCCUUGGCAUCGACCACAGCUGGCCGAUGUGGAGAACAGGGCCAGCCGACGCCGUCACCAUUGCCCAGUCGUACGCCACGGGCAUCCUAGAGCUGGCGCUUGACGCGAGCGCAGUAGCCGAUGCCGGCCUGUCGCUCCCGCCGACAGAGGCCGCGCCGCUCCUUGCCAAGAUGGUGUUUGAGGCCGGUGCUCGGAACGCCGCGGAUGCGGCCUGGCUCCCGGGACAAUCAGCGCCUACAGGCAGCUCGGCCUUUGCUGCGAUUCCCAACUGCGUUGAUGGCCUGCGUGGGCCGGGCGAAGCCGGGCCCGACUGCGGCGGAGGCUGCCGCGCCCAGUGCGAGUACGCACUCGACUGUUUCAACGGCCUCCAUGAUGCCAGCGAGGAGGCCAUCGACUGCGGAGGUAUUUGCGGUUGGCCGUGUGUUCCCGCAGCUCCAGGAUAUCCAGACUGGGAUGCUGCACCACGUCCGCCCGCUGCGGUGGCGCGGUACACGUUUGAGCGCACACCCGGCGUCGAUGCCGGAGGUGACGUCACCUCGGCCACGCUGUCGCUUGGCAAGCACGCGGCGGUGGUCCGGCUGCGUGCCGAUGGGGCCGACGCUGACUAUCUGCUGCGACCGACGGCGUACGGAGGAACCGUGAUUGUCUUUGUUGGGCUGGUCGGCGUCGACGGCUUCUCCACCGUUGGCGGGCCGGGCUUUGCCGCCACCAUGGCCUUUAUCAACUCAGAGCCGUUCUUCUACGAUGGCUCGGGCACCGAGUGGGCGUGGACACGAGUCGCGGACAGUGAGCAGAUCUCGCGGGCGGUCCUCGCCCCGAUAUCGGCUGGCGUCGACUUUAUUAUUUCGCGCCGCGAUCUCAGCCGUGCUGCGGCUGAGCAAGGCGUCCUUGCCGACGAGCUGGUGGUUCAUGUUGCCAUCACCACAUCGGGCGGCGAAAAGGCCGUUCCUGACGCCACCUCGUUCAUGACAAUCGAAGCGCCCGGGCAUGACUAUGCGCGGCUCCGUUACACGUCGUCGCGGACAUCGACGGCGGCUUUGCUCACGACUCACGGCCCGCGUGUGGCUGGCGGCUUUUCCGGAGCGCACGAGAGCAUAUUCUUUGCGCCUGGGGCGCCAACUGUGCCUUCAGCGGGCUAUGAGGUGGUGCCGGGCGUGUAUGCGGUGGCACUCAUCUACGAUGGUGUUGGAUAUGUGUACGAUGGGCUCGACCGGUCGUCCGAGUGGAAGUGGCGUCGGUUGGCUGCCUCGAUGUACGCCCACGCGCAGUCGGAGUUCCACACUGAGGUCUCUAUUGCGCACCUAGUCUGGUCUGGAGUUAUUCCGGCGGCAACGCACAUGGAGAUUUACGCCGAGCUGCGGUCGGAUCGCGGGACGAUUGGCAACCUGUAUGACGAUGUCAAGGACCGUGUGCCUGAUGUUGGGCCACUGCCACCGCCAUCACCACCGACAAGCCCUCCGCCGACCUCGCCGCCCGAUAUCGUCACGCCAGUAGUGCGGCUCGGCAUCGAUGGCAACGCUGGCGACUGGGCGCCGCUCAUGUCGGGCAGCCCAGCGCCGCCAGUUCAAGUUGCUGUUGCUCAUGACGUGGUUGGCGACCUGCAGCCGGCGCUGGGUCCAUCGGCAGCUCGGCACUUUGCGAGCCGUGUCGCUGAUCCACGCGACGAUCUGCGCGAGGUCCUUGCAGCAUCAGACGACUCUGUUGUGGCCGUCUUUGCCUCGACGCACGCGGCGACCGGAACCGUGCCGUCGUCGACAUCCAGGUUCCAGAUCUUUUUUGCCAGCCGUGGCAGCCCACGGGCAGGAUACGCGCUCUCAGACGGCUACGUUGCUCUUGCGCUCAUCGACCGUGGCAUCGGAUACGUUUACUCGGGCGCGAGUGUGUCGAGUGUUUGGUCGUGGAUGCCGCUGCAGGACCCGUCGCUGCUGUUUUCGUUUGUCUCGCGCGGCAACGGGCUGGAGGCGUUUAUGACUCGACGGGUCUGGUCGCACCUUCUUGUUGCUGGCGAUGAGAGCGUCGAGCCUGUUGUCGGUCUCGUUGACGAUGCCACUGGCCUGGCUGACUAUGCACCAGACCUGAACGGGCUUGGAAGCGUCACCGCCGCCGCCACUUGUUUCCCCGCCGCCGCCGUUGGGCGGUACUGA
This is a messenger RNA of Thecamonas trahens ATCC 50062, 6063 nucleotides long. RefSeq lists its product as uncharacterized. NCBI's taxonomy places the organism in Eukaryota, Apusomonadida, Apusomonadidae. The coding region runs from base 1 to 6063 and encodes 2020 amino acids. The transcript has 6 exons. The record is from RefSeq and is a predicted model, not a curated record.